Messenger RNA from Penicillium samsonianum, 240 nucleotides. RefSeq lists its product as uncharacterized. The record is from RefSeq and is a predicted model, not a curated record. Lineage: Eukaryota; Fungi; Ascomycota; Eurotiomycetes; Eurotiales; Aspergillaceae. Bases 1 to 240 code for a protein of 79 amino acids. The transcript has a single exon.
AUGACCAUCAGAUGGCUGAAGCACGGCUGUCAAGGUGCAGUAUCCCAACAAAACCCCGAUUCAGGUGAUGCCUCGACAUUGGUGAAUGGCUCUACCCAAGCACAUCUGGAGAACAAAGAAUUGGUAUCAUAUUCUCGUGCUAGGCCUUCUCGCCCAGACAUUACUGUUUCUGACAAAUCUACAAGCCCCAGCCCCAAAGCCAUCAGGUUGAUUCCAGAAAGCCAAUGUCGAGAUCCAUGA